AUGCGCUUCAACACCUGGAGGCCGGGGUCCUCUUCCCUCCUCGCCUCCCUCCAAAACCUCACCCUCACCACCACCACCACCACCACCGCCGCCCGCGCCUUCUCAACAUCCGCUCCUCUCGCCACGAAAACGAUCUCCCUCCAAAAGAUCCCCACCUCCACCGUGCCCCCCUACCCCUACGGCCCGCGCCUCCUCUACAAGCAGUCCAACAACGGCCUCUACGGCUCCGCCCGCAUCCGCCACGGCCACAACGUCUCGGAGAAGCACCACCAGGUCACCGCCCGCACCUGGCGCCCCAACGUCCACUACAAGCGCCUCUGGUCCGACGCCCUCGGCGCCUGGGUCCGCAUCCGCCUCACCACCCGUGUCCUGCGCACCGUCGAGCGCGAGGGCGGCAUCGACGCCUACGUCACAAAGGCAAAGUCCGCCCGCGUCAGGGAGCUUGGCCCGGGCGGCUGGAAGCUGCGCUGGCUCGUCAUGCAGUCGUCAGCCUUCCGCACGAAGUACGCCGCCGAGAGGGAAGCCCUCGGCGUCCGCGGCGAAAUGCCCGAGGACCAGACCGACCUGGUCCACUACAUGGUUGACGCCGCCACCCCAGGCCCGCUGAGCGCCGUCAGCAGGGGCAUCAUCGAGCGGAGGGCUAGCCAGAUGAUCGCCGAGGAGUUUGUGCUCGGCGAGGAUGCCGAGCUAUUCGAGGCUGGCGCCCACUACGGGGAGGAGGGCCUCACGGAAGGCUUCGAGAAGCCGGCCCCCAAGGCCAAGUGGUCAUCGUAG
Messenger RNA from Colletotrichum higginsianum IMI 349063, 774 nucleotides. RefSeq names its product Ribosomal L28 family protein. Gene Ontology annotation, molecular function: structural constituent of ribosome. The record is from RefSeq and is a predicted model, not a curated record. Gene Ontology annotation, cellular component: mitochondrial large ribosomal subunit. Bases 1 to 774 code for a protein of 257 amino acids. Lineage: Eukaryota; Fungi; Ascomycota; Sordariomycetes; Glomerellales; Glomerellaceae. The transcript has a single exon.